UUCUAAAAUAUAAGGUAAGGGUUUAAAAAAAAUCUGUCAUAGGCAACAUGAAGCCUUAGUCAGCAAACCCUAGAGAAUUAGCAAAAAAAAAAACAAACCAAACAAACAAAAAAAACAACUAAUAGAGACAAUAGAUUCAGCAAUUGAUCAGGUAUUUAUUAAGUGACUUAGAUUCCAGGUUCAGUACUAGGAUUACAAAGCUAAAAAUAAAACAACUCAGAUUGGAAUAUCCUUCAUGUGUCCUAAAUGUCAAAAACUCUCACAUUGCUACCAUUGGGGAUUAUCUCUGUAAAAUCUUGUGCAGGUUUCUCCCUUGGCUCCACAGUGCAGGCUCACACCAAGGGCAUCUGGAUGUGGCGUGUUCCUCAUCCCAAGAAGCUCAAUCACACUCUCAUUCUUCUGGACACUGAAGGGCUGGGUGAUGUGGAGAAGGGUGACAACAAGAAUGACACUUGGAUCUUUGCCCUGGCCGUGCUACUGAGCAGCACCUUCGUCUACAACAGCAUGGGCACCAUCAACCAGCAGGCCAUGGAUGAGCUAUACUAUGUGACAGAACUGACAGAUAAAAUCAAGGAAAAAUCCUCCUCCGGCACCGAGCAGAUAAGCCUCUUUCCAGACUUUGUGUGGACUGUGCGUGAUUUCAUCUUGGACCUGGAAAUCAAUGGAGAGCCCAUCACCUCUGAUCAGUACCUGGAGAAUGCCCUGAAAUUGAAGAAAGGUACCAAUGAAGAAGUCAAAAUAUGUAUCCAGAAGUUCUUUCUAAAGAAGAAAUGCUUCAUCUUUGUCCCACCAGCCCACACUAAAAAGCUCAAGAAUCUUGAGAAACUUCACGAUGAUGAACUUGAUGUUGACUUUGUGGAAAGCACUAAAAACUUCUGUGAAUACAUCUUCAACGAUUCUGAGGCCAAGACUCUCCCAGGAGGUGGCAUGGUCAAUGGGCCCCGUCUAGGAAACCUGGUUCUUACCUAUGUCCAGGCCAUCACCAGUGGAGGUGUUCCCUGUAUGGAGAAUGCAGUCCUAGCACUGUCUCAGACAGAGAACUCAGCUGCAGUUCAAAGGGCCCUUACAUACUAUGAAGAGAAAAUGAAGCAAUCAGUUGACUUCCCCACAGAAACUCAUCAAGAACUAUUGAAUGUGCACAAUGUCUAUAAGAGGGAAGCCAUUAAAGUCUUCACGGAGAAUUCUUUCAAGGAUGUGGACCACAAAUUCCAAAAAUCAUUGGAGAUUCAUCUAGAAGACAAGCUACAUGAUUUCUGCAAACAAAAUGAAAAAGAGUCCUCAGACAGGUGCACAGCUUUGCUUUUGGAUAUUUUCAGUCAUCUAGAGAAAGCAGUAAAGCAGAAAGUCUUCUCUUGUCCAGGAGGUUAUGAUAUCUACAUUUGUAGGGUGGAAAAUCUUGUACAGAAAUACAACCGGCAGCCCAGGAAGGGAAUACAGGCAAAGAAGACUCUGGAAGAAUACUUGAAAUCAAAGGAAACUGUAAACGAUGCCAUUAAGCAGGCAGACCAAGCCCUUACCGCAAAAAAAAGAGAGAAGGAAGAGCAAGAGAAGAAAGCACAAGCUGCAGCUGCUGCUGCAAGAGAGUAUGAAGAGAGGCUAAAAAGGCAAGAGCAGAUGAUGCGGGAACAGGAAAUGAGACAGCAAGAGCAAAUGAGGCGAAUGGCUGAAGAGAGGGAAGCCCAAAGGAGAAAGAUCUUGGAAGAGCAAGAGAGAGAGCAGGCUAGGAGACUACAGGAACAAAGAGAAUUAUUCCAGGAACAGCAAAGGAGAGAGAAUGCCGAAAAGCAACGCCAAAUCCAGGCUCUGCAGGAGAUGAUUCACAACAGUAAUUCAGGAAGUGACUGUAUUAUAUUGUGAAUGUAAGAAAUGUGAAAGGGAAUUUGGGAGGUAGAAGGGAAAGGUAGGGUAGAAAGGGAAAGGAAGGUAGGGAAGCCUGAGGAAGGGAAGGCAGGGUAGCCCCCAAGUCCAGGAUGGGAAAUUGAUCCGAGCUCUUUGGAGUUCAAUAAAGAUCAGGCAGCACUUAUUGUUAGAAUAUCUAGGUUUAUUUAGAUUAGAAAAGGGAAGGUCUAGAGAAGUUAGGAGGUAGCUCUCCAAAAAAAAGGCAUGGAGAGAGAGCUCAGGGCCAAGAAAGUCUCCAGGGUAGAGAGCAUCUCCAGGGUCCAGAGAGGAGAGAGGAGAGAGCGAAAAGGCACCAAAACUCUUUUAUAAUUUCUCCAACACCUCCCACAAAGGAAGUGGGAGGUGUCAGGGAAGUUGUAGCAGGGCUUAGAAUAUUUAUAAACAACAGAGAACUUUAGUAUUUCACUCAGACAGUGGCUAUCCUUGGGAUAGUGCACAAGAGACUCAACUUGAUGAAAUGAUAAUUGAAUUAUACAAUUAUAUGAUUAAAGGUGCCUCAGAACACAUUUAUCCAACCUUAGUCCAAAGAAUGUGUCUCUUUUACAAUAUCCCUGACAAGUAAGUGGCCAUUGAACUGAACCUCAAAGGUUUCCAAGGAUGCAGAAUUCACUCCCUUAGUAUGUAAGGCAUCCCAUUCCAUUUUAGAAUGGCUCUAUUUGCUCAGAAGUCUUUCCUUAUGAGGACCUGGCAUCUUCUCUGAAAAUGACAUCUAGUUUUUUUCCUUUGAAUAACCUUCACUUGUCUAAUUCCCUCUUUCAUUUGAAAACCCUUCAUUUAUUUGAAGACAACUAUCAUGAAACAGAAACUAGAAAACAAAAAAGGAGAAGGGAAAAGGGACAUUUGGUGGGUUAAGGCACAGUCAGCAAGAAUGUCACUGCUAUACUGCUUUCCCAUGUGGGAGCUCUUUAGUUCUAUGACCCCUUCUUAUCUUCUUGUCCCCCUGACCCUUCUUCCCUCCUCCCUUUACCCCUCCAUCUCUCUCUCCCUUUCCUCCUUUCAAAAUUCAUUCUGGUGGGCAGGGCAAAAGCUACUCUAGAUUUUCCCAAGUCUCUGUCAAGUAGAAAUUCUGAGUUGAGAUAAAAACACUGUAUGAAUUAUCAAGUAGCCAGAAGGGCAGUUAAAUGUUACCUUGAGUAAAUAAACCAACUUUAUGAGUCAUUUAGGCCCAAGUUGUGAAAGGAAGUUGGAAAGUGGAUGAUCUAGCCCAGACCCUAUCAUGAAUGUGUAGCUUUUUCUGACUCCAAAGGAUUAGGACAUGUGCUCUUUGAGGGCAAAAAUAAAUAAUUUUUCACCUUUGUAUUCCCAAGAUCUACAAGAUAACCUUGUGCAUACUAGAUGUUUAUUGAAGUUUUUUUAAUUGAAUAAAAAAUAUCCAAUGAUACAUCUGUCUCCUCUACUGAAAUGUCCUCCCCUGGUCUACUAGAUUCUUUAAAUGGAAUGUCACAACUUUCUCCUUCCUCACUUUUGUAUUAAAAGUGAUUUCUAAAGAAAACCUUAAGAAUUUGUUUUAGAUUCAAAUAUAAAAAUAUAUAUCUGAGAUCCAUUCCAGUUCUAGAUUUAUGAUCCUAAGAGGUCACAGCUUUAUUUCAUUACAUACAUAUACACAAUGUUUGGAUUUCCUAUUGUUGGUUAAGUGUCUUGUUUUCCCUUCUUCCUACAUCUAACAAGUAAGCAGGUUGGUGUGACCUGGAGCUCAAGCCUAGAAUUUGCAUCAGACUCUCUCUCUUCAUUGGCUAUGGGAAUGUUAAGCUAUUCUAUUAAAGGACAAGUCACACAUCUUACACCAAAAAAUAG
Messenger RNA from Gracilinanus agilis (Agile Gracile Mouse Opossum), 3693 nucleotides. RefSeq names its product guanylate-binding protein 1-like. The record is from RefSeq and is a predicted model, not a curated record. The coding region runs from base 247 to 1857 and encodes 536 amino acids. NCBI's taxonomy places the organism in Eukaryota, Metazoa, Chordata, Mammalia, Didelphimorphia, Didelphidae. The transcript is spliced from 9 exons. Gene Ontology annotation, molecular function: GTPase activity; GTP binding.